This is a messenger RNA of Salmo salar (Atlantic salmon), 1327 nucleotides long. The record is from RefSeq and is a predicted model, not a curated record. NCBI's taxonomy places the organism in Eukaryota, Metazoa, Chordata, Actinopteri, Salmoniformes, Salmonidae.
GGGAGAGAGGAGAAAAAGAGGAAAGGGAGAGAAGAUGAGAAUAACCCAAGCAUGAUCGAUCUGCUCCAUGAAUAAUUGAAGAGGGAUGUGUUUUGGAGAGUUCUGUUCUCAGCCCAGCCAAGCCCAGCUCUCCUACAAUGAUGUAUCUUUCUACUCCUGCUUGUGCCACAGGGAAGCAGUUCCCUGCAGUGCACCUCUCGCAUAGUAAAUCUGAUGUACAUCCGGGACAGUGUAAACACUGAUGACUCGAAAAAGGCUCUCAGUGGGAGAGGAGCAGAGAGAAGUCGGGUAUCUAAUAGAACUUUGCGCUGGCUGCUCCUGCCGCUGCUAACAACGAUACUCCUAUAUUCCCAUUCUGGGCUCAGGAACAUUUAGUGCGACAGGAGGAAGGAGGGAUAACCAGAGCAGGGCUUUGAAUCAUAUGCCUAACCUAUCGACCCAGCUGAGUGCACCUCCUCCUAUCCUCUGUGAAUGCCCUCACUUGCAGCAUGGACUCCGGAGGGGAAAGAGAGGAAGGGUGGAUGGAAGACCAGUGGGAGAAAUGGGACUAAACAGGGCAAUUGAUGCUUUGGCAGGACAAAUCCCUAUUUCCCGAUUGGUGUGGAGGUUGACCCAUGACAUCAGCCUGAAUGAGUUUGAGGAUGACGACCUGUCUGAGAUCACUGAGAUCACAGAUGAGUGUGGGAUGAGUCUCAACUACAUGGGCCUAGAGAUUAAGGGCUGUGUGAGGCAGGGGACCAAUAGUGGGGUGGGGAAGGAGGAGCUGGGUGCUGUCGGCCAGCUCCAGGCUGAAAUGCUCCAUUUAGAUCUGAUCGACGGGGCCGAUGAUUAUCGCGAUGACAAGGAGUCAUCUAAGCCAUCUUCCACAGCACCCCUGCCAGUAACCGAGGACCCCCCUCUAGUAACCAUGGAUAUAUACCGGCCAAAGAGACCCACGACCCUUAACCUUUUCCCCAUGGUGCCACGCACUCAGGACACAUUAAACAACAACUCAUUUGGUAAGAAGUACAGCUGGCAGGAGAAGGUCUCGCGCUCUUCCUCCCCCUCAAAACAGGCGGGCUGACCUCUCCCCAUGAGCACCGCUGUCUAAGCGACGAGGACAAGCUGCAUCAGGGAGGUGGGACGCAGACCAAGGACCGCGGCACAUCCACUGACACUCCCUGCAGAUACAAACACACUUCUGGACACACCCACAGCUCCACAGCAGGGACACACUCCAAACUGCCGGAGAAGCCCCCAGCAUCCCCGCCUCCCCAAAACUACACACUCACACCUCUGGGCCCCCCAGGGAAGGGCGAAGGGGGGACACACAGAGAGAAGAUCCGCU